UGCCAUUACUUUCAACCUAUCGUUGGACCCAGGCUUUUCUCUCCAUGCGUCUGAACACCUAUCCUGGUCUCAAGCAGGGAUCAACUGAGCUUACCAGUGACAAGCGCCAGGCAGAUAAUUUUUUUUCACUGUCUGCUGAAUGCGUCCCCCUUUUUCAGCUGAGAAUUUAUCCGCUGGACCAAACAUGAAGUCAUUCUCUGUGAAAAAGCUUGACAAAUCUUAUCCGGGGUGAUGGUUCGCAUGGCAUACUGUCCGAUAAGUAUGAUAGUGGACCCUCCCUUUUUCUUUCCCCUCCUCAAAAACGCCUCUCCUUACUCAGGUAGGCAGGUCUUCAGCUCUGGGCACCAAAGUGAAACCCAGCCAGAAGCAGAACAAGGGAACUCCGACAGGCAAAGAGAAGAACGAAGAACUUAAAAAAAGCCAGUCUAGGAUCAGUCAUAUGCAAAUCAAUC
Aspergillus welwitschiae is the source of this 452-nucleotide messenger RNA. RefSeq lists its product as uncharacterized. The coding region runs from base 232 to 414 and encodes 60 amino acids. The transcript has a single exon. The record is from RefSeq and is a predicted model, not a curated record. NCBI's taxonomy places the organism in Eukaryota, Fungi, Ascomycota, Eurotiomycetes, Eurotiales, Aspergillaceae.